This is a messenger RNA of Malaclemys terrapin pileata, 1414 nucleotides long. RefSeq names its product triggering receptor expressed on myeloid cells like 1 (gene TREML1). The record is from RefSeq and is a predicted model, not a curated record. The coding region runs from base 40 to 1281 and encodes 413 amino acids. The transcript is spliced from 7 exons. Gene Ontology annotation, cellular component: cell surface. Gene Ontology annotation, molecular function: signaling receptor activity. Lineage: Eukaryota; Metazoa; Chordata; Testudines; Emydidae.
UUCCACCUCUCCAAGAUCUAAACCACUUCCCAUUACAGGAUGGGUCGCUUCUCAGCCCGGCUGCUAUUGCUGGCACUAACAGGGCCGUGCCUGGCCAGAGAGGAGCUGGAAUUGGUGACAGCUGUACAGGGAAGCUCUUUCAGUACAACGUGUUACUACGAUAAUGACAAAUAUUCACUAGAGGAGAAAUUCUGGUGCAAGAUGCUGCCAGACCAGGGAUGCAACAGCAGACUCUUCCUGAGCAUCCGAGCAAAGGGAGGGAAAUACCUAAAUAUUGCACCAAAGAGAAGGGUCAAUCUAACAAACUUGGGAACAGGCUGGAUUUCUGUGUCCAUGACGGAGCUCCAGAUAGAGGAUUCAGGAACAUACUUCUGUGGGGUUUACAAUCAUCAGACAAUUAUCCUAUUGAAAAAGAUUCAAUUGACUGUUUCUUAUGACGCUCCCAUGAGGCUAUCUGCCAAAAAAGGAGACUCCAUCUCGCUAAAUUGUUCCUAUUUUUUGAUGGACGACAGCAGGAUACCUAAUAAUUUUACCUGGUGCAAAAUGCUAACCGCAACUAGAUGUCAACCUGUCAUCAGCGUCAAGAUUGAUCAGAUUGUUAAUAUGCGAGAAAGGACCAGGAUAAAGCUUGACCGGUGGAACAGAGUGAUUAUAGUGACGCUGGAGGCGCUCCAGUUACGUGACUCGGGGGAGUAUCAUUGUGAGACCCAUUUCCAGGGAAGUACCAUGCUACUGAAGAGGAUCUCACUGAACGUUUUGGGAAAAAGUGUGUAUUAUGAUACAAUUAAUGAGGCUACUUCGCCUCCCACUAACGAGGGGGAAACCGCCCACCCAACUGUGGCCAGCAACAAGGAGCAGAGAAUUCUUUAUGUUGUCCUGGCACCGGGCUCCUUCCUGGCUGGCAGUGUACUGAUUGCUAUCAUGGCUACUAUUUUCACCAAAGGGAGAAAAAGAGUAGGGAACGGGCUGAAUUUUGGUGAACACCCUAACUGCAGACUAGCAGCAGAGCAGAAGGAUGAAGGACACCCCAGAGAUGCCACCCCAGAUGGGGAGUUGAAGAACGGUAUAAUAUAUGCCAUGCUAAGGCUCCAACCCAAGCCAAAGCCAGACGAUGUCACGUAUGCCAACGUGGAGCCUCCACCAAAACCAAAAGGUGCCAAACGUUCUGCUGAGCCCUCAGCUGUCCUGUUCUCCUCAGGCACCGUGGAGUAUGCAACCAUCAUCUUUGGAGACUCACCUCCACGGUCUGGGACUAAAGAGAAACAAACCAGCCCUAACUGAACUCAGAUCCCAUGAAAUCUAGUGUCCCCCUCAUAGCUCUUCUCCUGAACUGCUAUCGCAGAAACUACAGUCACUGACAAUUGAAUGCAUCUGGAAUUGAAAGGAAAAUACAUCCUUCACUGGUUGUCACUAG